Molecule: messenger RNA, 360 nt
Organism: Orbicella faveolata
Lineage: Eukaryota; Metazoa; Cnidaria; Anthozoa; Scleractinia; Merulinidae
Cellular component (GO): nucleus
Molecular function (GO): NAD+ poly-ADP-ribosyltransferase activity; metal ion binding
Source: RefSeq, a predicted model, not a curated record
AUGGACGACUUGAAGUGGGCGCAUGGCGAUUCUUCGGUGAAGAAAAGAAUAGAGAAAAGAGCUGCGAAGUCUAACGUUCCAAGCCAGUGGUCCUCGAUGCCACCUAGUGCUCAAUAUACACGCGUUAGAUUACUCCCAUCGUCAGCUGAAUUUAAUGACGUGGUACAGUUAUUCAGAAAGUCAAUGAAUGACUACGUUGUGGUCGAAAGUAUCGAUCGCGUGCAGAAUCCGUUCAUGUGGGAGAAGUAUUGCAGGAAAAAAGAGAACAUGAUUGCAAUAGCUCGGCGUAAUCAGCGACAGGUUGACGAAAAACGACUAUUUCACGGAACCAGUCCAGGGACCAAAACGAAGGCAUGCUGA